GACUCCGAGUGGGCGGGCCGAGCCGACCUACUUCUGUCCAAUGAGCGCUCGCCGCCGCUCCCGCCUCCGGCCAAUGAGAGCGCGAGGGAGCAGGCUCGGCUUUGGCUGCGUGCGCGGUACACGUGAGGCGGUGGCGCCUUCUGUACACCCAGAGGCAACGUGUUGGUGCGUUCACGUCGCCUGGGAAGAAAAAAGAAAGGGAAGGCAACUCAUGCAGGACGCUCACGUUUUGUGGGAAUCGAACAGGGGGAACCGAAACGUGUUCAUUGGGAAACGUUUAGGGACCACAUUUCAGCGUUGUCGGCGAAAUGUAAACAAACACCAGGGUCAAGUGACAGCCGUCUGCCGCCUUGAGGCGCGGCACGAGAGUGGGCGCGUCUCAUAAAUAAUACUCCAACUUGGAGGGAUCACUUGGCCACGCCUCGGCGCGACUUGUGACGUCACGUGAUCCACCCGUGGCCGUUCCAUCUGAGCUCCGGAGACGAGAGGACACACGCACACACACAUGCACACACUCGCAUGCAAAUUAGCAAAGCCCCGCCCACCUUCCACGCCGUGACUCCUCCCACUCGCCUUCCACGCCACGGACAAGUGAGCGCGAGCAAAGCAGGGACAGAAACAUCAACUUGUCAUUUCAACGACAGCACCGACGUUUUUCCUGCUCUCGUCCACGAAUUUUUUUUCCUGUUUCCGCUUCGUCUCCCGAGGAUAAAAUUCUUCUUUUUUCUUCUUCUUCUUCUUGUUGCCAUUUUGCUGCUUUUUGUUUUUGUUUUUUUUCUCCCCUUCCUUCCUCCCAGUUCGCUUCUGCCCAGGAGUGCGAUGGAAUAUUUGGAAGCCAAAAUCCUCACACGGAACUAAAAAAGGAGGCCGCUCGUCAACACUUUCAGGCAUACAAACUCCUAUUGGUCAAAUCGCCUCGCCCCUCCAAGUACCCCCCCAGGGUCCCACCCCCCUUGACCCUACAGGUGUCUCAAAGCCACCGUCUGGCCCAGGAUGUCCAGGCAGCUCAGCCAGCAGCUCCCCACCCCGGACCUCCCUGCCGGCGCCAGCCCCCAAUUCGGUUCUUGCACCCAGCCGGCGGGCUCCCUCACAGGGGGCCACCUCAGCUCCAUGGCGGGGCUCAAGUCCCUCCUGCAGCACCCCAUGAAGGGGGACCAGCGGCUCAGGAGCCCCUGCGACAUCAAAGACAAAGAGCGGCCCCUGGACAUGGACGAGGACCCCAUGGGCCCCAUGAGGAACUCGGCGGGAGUAAACGGCUGCAAUGGCGGCAACGGCGGUGGCGGCAACGGCGGUGGCGGCGGGAACUUCAACCAGUUCCUGGGGCCCCUGUUGUGGGACCGCACCUUGCCGGCUGACGGGGGCCUGUUCCAGCUGCAGUACAUGGACUUGGAGGAGUUCUUGACGGAGAACGGCAUGGGGAACAUGCACAGCAACAACAGCUCCAGCUCGGCACAGAUCCCCUCUCAGAGCUCCCAGUCGGCCGUGCCCAACCAGAGCUCCCAGUGCCUGCCGCCCCCCUCGCCGCCCGCCUCCUCCUCCUCCUCCUCGCCCUCGUCCUCGCCCUCCCUCCUGGGUCUGGAGGUGGCUCAACCCCAGAGUCUGACGGGGUCCAGCGACUGCUUGCAUGGCAGCCAGACGAGUAUGAACGACUCGUACGAGUCUCCGUCCUGCUCGUCGUCCCCGUCGUCCUCCUGCCCGCCGCUGCUGACGCCCACGGACAGCGGUCCGGAGGGCAUGGAGAUGUUCGACAUGGACCCCUCGGACAUGGCUCUGUCCAACGGGCCCGGCCAGCAGAACUUUGACCCCAGGAGGCAGUCCUUCAGCGAGGAGGAGCUCAAGCCGCAGCCCAUGGUGAAGAAGGCUCGCAAGAUCCUGGUGCCCGACAACUUGAAAGACGAGAAGUACUGGAGCAGGAGAUACAAAAACAACGAGGCGGCCAAGCGCUCCCGAGACGCCCGGCGCCUGAAGGAGAACCAAAUAUCGGUGCGCGCCGCCUUCCUGGAGCGCGAGAACGCCGCCCUGCGACAGGAAGUGGCGGAGAUGCGCAAAGAACUUGGACGAUGUCGCAACAUCCUUAGCAAAUAUGAGAACCGCCUGGCUGACCAGUGAUGGAAUAUUCCGGAAAAGACUUUUGGACUCGAUGAUGAUGACGAUGAUGAAGAUGAUGAUGAUGAAUGUAUCAGGAGGCGGCGUGCAGCUCAGGUGUUUGGUCGUCAUGGCGACGCACGGAGAGAAUAAUUUAACUUUUAGGGGUUUUGUUAUUGGAGAAUUGUAUAUUUUUAUAACACUUCAGGACACUCGCAGAGAGAGAGAAUCAUUUUGUACAUUUUCUACACGACUAAACCCGGCGGGAGGGAGGACCAUCUUUCUGUGGAACAUUUGGCUACUAGAACAAUUUGUAAAGUCGAAACUUCACUUCGCUUCCUCCAGGAGAACUUUGGUCGUCUUUUUCUUUCCUCUUUUGUGUCCACGGCGACCACACCUCCCUCUUUUUUUUUUUUUGUGCGUGUAUACGUAAUUACCAGCUUCUCUUUCAACUCCGCUUCUACCCACUUCCCUUCGAUGUUUGUUUCCAUCAGCGGCACUCCAUUAACACUCGAGACACGAUCCCUGUUGUCCACUACCUUCGUAGUACUUCAAUCAAGUAUACUUCGUAGUACUUCAAUCAAGUAUACUUCGUAGUACUUCCAUCAAGUAUACUUCUUCACUGACAAUCAACAACUUCACUACAUUAAUUAUUACCAAUAUAACUGCGAUGUAAGUAAUAUUAAUAAUAAUUAUUAUUAUCAGUAUAUUAAUAAUAAUAAUAACAAUAAUAAACUGGUUUGAUCGCUUUUAGGCAAUUUAAUACAACAACAUUUUUAUAUGUGUAUUUUUUUGACAAUUGAAACAAUUAUUAAUAAUAAUAAUACCACACAACAAUCAUUAUAAACAUAUUUAAAAAUCUAAAUUAUAUUAUAAUCAUCACAUUAGGACAUUUUAUUAAAAAAAAAUGGUGACAUUAAUUAUUAUUUGUUUAAUAUAUUGAUGAAUAUUGGAUAAUCUAGCCACUUUUUUUUUAUUUUUGUUUGGAAUUUUUUACCUCCUAAUGUGCUAAUUAUUCCUAUUUAUACCAAAGAGCAAAAAUGUUGCAUUAAAAACAAUUAUAUUAUAUCUUAGUUACCACAUUAGUACUUUUUUUUAAAUGGUAAAAAAUGAUGAAAAUGUUCCAUUAUUAUUUGUUUAUUAUAUAAAGGAUUUUGAAAUAUUUUAGCCACCCCAAAAAAAAAAAAAGUUGCUAAUGUGCUAAUUAUCAAUAAUACAAUUUGAUGAAUAUUGGAUAUUUUUUUCAGACAUUUUUUUUUACUUCCUAAUGUGCUAAUUAUUAUUAUUAAUACCAUACAGAAGACAUUUUGCAUUAUAAACAACAACAGAUCCUAAUUAUAUUAUAAUGAUAACAUUAGUACUUUUUUCAAAAUGCUAAAAAAUAAUACAAGUUUCCAUCAUUAUUUGUUUAGUACAUUGAUGAACUUUAGAUAUUUUAGCCACUUUUUGAAAAAAAAAAAAAAAAAAAAAAGUUGCUGAUGUGGUAAUCAUUAUUAAUAAUACCAUUUGAUGAAUAUUGGAUUUUUUUUCAUACAUUUUUUUAACGUCCUAAUGUGCUAAUUACUAUUAUUAAUACCAUACUGCAAUAAUUUUGCAUUAUAAACAAACCAAAAAAAACACAAAAUUAUAUUUUAUAUAUAUAUACAUAUAUAUCACAUGAGUAUAUGUUUUUAAAUGAUAAAAAAACAAUACAAAUUUCCAUUAGUAUUUGUAUAGUAUAUUGAUGAAUUUUAUAUAUUUUCACCACUUUUUGAAAUUUUCCCCCAAUUUUUUUUUAGGUUGCUAAUGUGCUAAUUAUUAAUAAUAAUACCACCCAACAAACAUUAUAAACAAUACAAAUAAUCGCAAUUGUAUUAUAAUUAUCACAUCAGGAACAUUUUUAAAAUGGUAAAAAAAAUGGUAAAAUGUACCAUUAUUUCUUUAAUAUAUUGAUGAAUUUUAGAUAUUUUAGCCACUUUUUAAAAUCUGCAAAAAAAAAAAUGUUUUAAGUUGCUAAUGUGCUAAUUAUUAUUAAUAAUAAAAAAAAAUCACAAUUAUAUUAUAAUUAUCACAUUAGGAACUCUUUUAAAUGGUAAAAAAAAUAAAUACAUUUAGUAUUUGUUUAAUAUAUUAAUGAAUUUUAGCCACUUUUUAAAAUAAAAAAAAUGUUUUAAGUUGCUAAUGUGCUGAUUAUUAUUAAUAAUACAAACAAUCACAAUUAAAUUAUAAUGAUCACAUUAGGAACUCUUUCAAAAGGUAAAAAAAAAUAAAAUAAAUUGAGCAUUAUUUGUUUAAUAUAUUAAUUAAUUUUAGAUAUUUUAACCACUUUUUAAAAUGUUUAAAAAGAAAAAAUUUAAGUUGCUAAUGUGCUAAUUAUUAAUAAUAAUACCACACAACAAUCCCUAUAAACAAUACAAAUAAUUCCACUUAUUUUGUAAUUAUCACAUUAGGAACCUUUUUUAAAUGGUAAAAAAUGUUAAAUUAACCAUCAUUUGUUUAAUAUAUCAAUGAAUUUGAGAUAUUUUAGCAACUUAAAAUUUUUAGAAAAUAUGUUUUUAAGUUGCUAAUAUGCUAAUUAUUAAUAAUAAUACCACACAACAAUCUUUAUAAACAAUACAAAUAAUCACAAUUAUAUUAUAAUUAACACAUUAGGAAGUUUUUUUAAAUGUUAAAAAAUGGUCAAAUGUAACAUUAUUUUUUAUUACAUUGAUGAUUAGAUAUUUUAGCCACUUAAAAAAAAAAAAGUAAACGUUUUUUUUUCAAGUUGGUAAUGUGCUAAUUAUGAUUAAUGCAAUGAUAUUAACUAUAUAUUACAUUUCAAAUGUAUUUUUUUAAAUAUUCCGCAAAGAUUCUAUUUUUACAGACAGGCUUCGCUACGCAUCUUCAAGUAAAGUCAGCCAGUGAUCAAAAUAAUAAAGAUGUUAGUAAACAAACGCACAUUUGUGGGUUUGAAAUGGAGAAGUGCGACUAUUUGAGGAGAUUUACCAGGAAGAAGAUUAUUAUUAUUAUGACCGUUGGAGUGGAAUCUAAAAUGGACCUUUCGACCGUUCCUACAACAUCUCUGCUCGUAUUUGCUAGAAGGACUCUUUGUUCUGAUAUUAUUAGUCUUCUUCUUAUAAUUAUUGUUGUUGUUCUGAUGUUAUACUUUCUUGAUGGAUGUUUCCUGCUGACCUCACUGAUGAUCUUCACCCCCAUGCCGACUUUUUUUGUACAAGGACGAGCUCCUCACGCCCCCUGGUGGACUAUGCAUGCUUCGUCCUUUUCUUGCUUUCUUUGCACCGUCUCCGCCUCGCGCCCGCGAUCGACCGGACGCUCGCUCUCCAGCUUGUAUCCUCCCAGAUGUGCUGGCUGCGUCUUUCCAGGGACUCUAAUCGACGCGGACGUGCCACAGCGCUCCCUGACCCACUACGUGCUGGUUCUGUGGAUGUACUUUGAGAUUUCUCCCUAAAAAAAACCCAACAAUUAAAGAUUAUUCUCGUUCAA
This is a messenger RNA of Nerophis ophidion (straightnose pipefish), 5547 nucleotides long. RefSeq names its product D site albumin promoter binding protein b (gene dbpb). Gene Ontology annotation, biological process: regulation of transcription by RNA polymerase II. The transcript has 5 exons. The record is from RefSeq and is a predicted model, not a curated record. Gene Ontology annotation, molecular function: RNA polymerase II cis-regulatory region sequence-specific DNA binding; DNA-binding transcription factor activity, RNA polymerase II-specific. Gene Ontology annotation, cellular component: nucleus. NCBI's taxonomy places the organism in Eukaryota, Metazoa, Chordata, Actinopteri, Syngnathiformes, Syngnathidae. Bases 994 to 2109 code for a protein of 371 amino acids.